Molecule: messenger RNA, 6167 nt
Organism: Nyctereutes procyonoides (raccoon dog)
Lineage: Eukaryota; Metazoa; Chordata; Mammalia; Carnivora; Canidae
Gene: ABR
Product: ABR activator of RhoGEF and GTPase
Exons: 24
Coding region: 92-3583 (1163 amino acids)
Biological process (GO): intracellular signal transduction; positive regulation of GTPase activity; protein phosphorylation
Cellular component (GO): membrane
Molecular function (GO): protein serine/threonine kinase activity; guanyl-nucleotide exchange factor activity; GTPase activator activity
Source: RefSeq, a predicted model, not a curated record
GCCCGCGAGGGCUUCCGGGAAGAGCCCGGCACAACCCCGGCCCGCUGCGCGCGGGGGAGCCGGGCCCCGGAGGCCCGAGGGGGCGGCCGCCAUGUGGGACCCUCGGGACUUUGAGCGGCACUGGCGGGCCCAAUUCCCCGGGGAGGAGGCGCCCGUCAUGCGGCUGGACUCGGUGCUGGACGUGGAGCGGGAGCUGGAGCGCUGCAAACUCAACCUGAAGCGGCUGCAACAGGUGUUGGCUGAGGAGAAGUUCAAAGUCUCCUACCUGCAAGCGGCCCUGGCCAGGGAGAAGCGGGACGUCGGCUGCGGGCGCGCGGAGGGCGGACGCGGCGGCAGCCCGGGCGCUGGGGCCGAGGAGCCGGCGCCGGCCGGGCGGGAGCGGGCGCCGCCAGCGCGCACGGAGGGCGGCGACCUUCACUCCUGGCCGGGGCCCGCGGGGGCAGGGGGCGCGGUGCGCAGCUUGACCGCCGCCAUCCACCAGCAGCUGUUGCAGCCGCGCCUGCUCUUCAGGCCCCAGGAGGAGCACGCGCCCCCCGGCCACGAUGACACAGUCCCCAGCGCCCGGGGAGACGAGUUGUCCUCCGGGACUCGCGCGGGGCGGGGCUCGGAGGAGGGCGAGCCGGACGCCUCGGUCGCGGAUGAUGGGGGCAACAGCAGUGAUCACGACUUCGAGAUGGUGGAUUUGAACGAGAAAUUCGUCCUCGGCCACUUACUCGUGGUCCCCUGCCGGCUCGGGGGCCGCGAUGAGGCCGAGAAGCCGGCGCGGGCGGGCAGCCCCCAUCGCUGGAUGCACCUGAUCCACGGGGGCCGGCGGCAGCAGCAGCAGCAGCAGCAGCGCCGGAGCCGCGACCUGGAGCAGCUGGAGGCGGAGGCCAAGGACGGGCGGAGCUCGCCCCUGGCGGCCGAGGAGCGCCCCCGGCGCGGGGCUCGGGAGCACCUCCCCCCGUGGCGGCGCAAGAGGUUCCUGCGGGUGCCGGAGCGGGACUCUCCCAGCCACAGCUCUCCCGAGAGGGGCAGUGACUGUAGCCACAACAGCUCGGACCACGAGGACGGCUUCUCUGCAGACUUCAGCUACGGGGCAGACGACUACGACGGAGAAGGGAAUGAAGAGCAGAAGGGGCCCCCAGAGGGCUCGGAGACCAUGCCAUACAUCGACGAGUCGCCCACCAUGUCACCCCAGCUCAGCGCCCGUGGCCAGGGCGGCGGGGACAGCAUCUCUCCCACCCCACCCGAGGGGCUGGCACCUGGGGUGGAAGCAGGGAAAGGCCUGGAGAUGAGGAAGCUGGUUCUCUCGGGGUUCCUGGCCAGUGAAGAGAUCUACAUUAACCAACUGGAAGCCUUGUUGCUGCCCAUGAAACCCCUGAAGGCCACAGCCACCACCUCCCAGCCUGUGCUCACCAUCCAACAGAUCGAGACCAUCUUCUACAAGAUCCAGGACAUCUAUGAGAUCCACAAGGAGUUCUAUGACAACCUCUGCCCUAAGGUGCAGCAGUGGGACAGCCAGGUCACCAUGGGCCACCUCUUCCAGAAGCUGGCCAGCCAGCUUGGCGUGUACAAAGCAUUUGUGGAUAACUAUAAAGUCGCUCUGGAGACAGCUGAGAAGUGCAGCCAGUCCAACAACCAAUUCCAGAAGAUCUCUGAGGAACUCAAAGUGAAAGGUCCCAAGGACUCCAAGGACAGCCACACAUCAGUCACUAUGGAAGCUCUGCUCUACAAGCCCAUUGACCGUGUCACCAGGAGCACCCUGGUCCUACAUGACCUGCUGAAACACACUCCAGUGGACCACCCAGACUACCCACUGCUGCAAGAUGCCCUCCGCAUCUCUCAGAACUUCCUGUCCAGCAUCAACGAGGACAUCGACCCCCGCCGGACUGCGGUCACAACUCCCAAGGGAGAGACGCGGCAGCUGGUGAAGGAUGGCUUCCUGGUGGAAGUGUCGGAGAGCUCCCGGAAGCUGCGGCACGUCUUCCUCUUUACAGAUGUUCUCCUGUGUGCCAAGCUCAAGAAGACAUCUGCAGGGAAGCACCAGCAAUAUGACUGCAAAUGGUACAUCCCCCUGGCCGACCUAGUGUUUCCAUCCCCUGAAGAGUCUGAGGCCAGCCCCCAGGUGCAUCCCUUUCCAGACCAUGAGCUGGAGGACAUGAAAAUGAAGAUCUCUGCCCUCAAGAGUGAAAUCCAGAAGGAGAAAGCCAACAAAGGACAGAGCCGGGCCAUUGAGCGCCUGAAAAAGAAGAUGUUCGAGAAUGAGUUCUUGCUGCUGCUCAACUCCCCCACGAUCCCAUUUCGGAUCCACAAUCGGAAUGGAAAGAGCUACUUGUUCCUACUGUCCUCGGACUAUGAGAGGUCGGAGUGGAGAGAAGCCAUUCAGAAGCUACAGAAGAAGGAUCUCCAGGCCUUUGUCCUGAGCUCCGUGGAGCUCCAGGUGCUCACGGGAUCCUGUUUCAAACUUAGGACUGUACACAACAUUCCUGUCACCAGCAAUAAAGACGACGAUGAGUCUCCAGGACUCUAUGGCUUCCUCCAUGUCAUCGUCCACUCUGCCAAGGGGUUUAAGCAGUCAGCCAACCUGUACUGUACCCUGGAAGUGGAUUCCUUUGGCUAUUUUGUCAGCAAAGCCAAAACCAGGGUGUUCCGGGACACGACAGAGCCCAAGUGGGAUGAGGAGUUUGAGAUUGAGCUGGAGGGCUCCCAGUCCCUGAGGAUCCUGUGCUAUGAGAAGUGUUAUGACAAGACCAAGGUCAACAAGGACAACAAUGAGAUCGUGGACAAGAUCAUGGGCAAAGGACAGAUCCAGUUGGAUCCACAAACUGUAGAAACCAAGAACUGGCACACAGAUGUGAUUGAGAUGAACGGGAUCAAAGUUGAAUUCUCCAUGAAAUUCACCAGCCGAGAUAUGAGCCUGAAGAGGACUCCAUCCAAAAAGCAGACUGGCGUCUUUGGCGUGAAGAUCAGCGUGGUGACUAAGCGGGAGCGCUCCAAGGUGCCCUACAUCGUGCGGCAGUGUGUGGAGGAGGUGGAGAAGAGGGGUAUCGAGGAGGUCGGCAUCUACCGGAUAUCAGGGGUGGCCACGGACAUCCAGGCGCUGAAGGCUGUCUUUGAUGCCAAUAACAAGGACAUCCUGCUGAUGCUGAGUGACAUGGACAUUAAUGCCAUCGCCGGCACCCUAAAGCUCUACUUCCGGGAGCUGCCCGAGCCCCUCCUCACAGACCGGCUUUACCCAGCCUUCAUGGAGGGCAUCGCCCUGUCAGACCCUGCUGCCAAGGAAAACUGCAUGAUGCACCUGCUCCGCACCCUGCCUGACCCCAACCUCAUCACCUUCCUCUUCCUGCUGGAACACUUGAAAAGGGUUGCUGAGAAGGAACCCGUCAACAAAAUGUCCCUUCACAACCUGGCUACUGUGUUUGGCCCCACGUUACUGAGACCCUCAGAAGUGGAGAGCAAAGCACAUCUCACGUCAGCUGCAGACAUCUGGUCCCAUGAUGUCAUGGCACAGGUCCAGGUCCUCCUCUACUACCUGCAGCACCCCCCCAUUUCCUUCGCAGAACUGAAGCGGAAUACACUGUACUUCUCCACCGACGUGUAGCCAAGAUGGGAGCUGCUGUGGGGACGCCCCGGCCAGCCUCUCCAGCCCGGGGACCCGACACAGACUGGAAAGACUACACUAGGAACCCCCCCCUACCCAGCACUCCAGACUCCAAGGGACGCAGAUUUCCAAGAACUGGAAUAUGUGCAUCUUCCGUGCCACCUGUACAAAGCCGGCUGCCCCCGCCUCCCCCGCCACGCCCCAACCCUGCCCUCCGUACCUCUAGUUGUGUCUAAUGCUCCGUGCCGUUCAGGAAUUGUUUUAUGUCUAUUUGUCAUGCAGAAAUGGUAGUGACCGACCCAGUGUGGGCAUACAGACAGCCUGCUUUGUUCUUUCGUUUCCUCCACCACUUUCUCCCCCCGCCCCCCAAGUCCAGUCCAAGGGCUUUUAUUUUGCGCUCUGUAACUGCUGCCAGCUUCUCCUCUCUUGGCCCUGCUCCCAGAUCGCAGCCUCCGGGCCGCGUCCCCUCGGUUUGCCUCCACCCUCUCCUUCCUCCCAGCCUGCCCACAUGCAUGUGCAGCCUUGGUUUUUGCUCCAUCACUCUGAGAGUUGAGGGGGCCCCGGGUGGCGGUGGCGGCGGUGGCAGUGGCCCCAUCCAAGGCCGCCGCUGGCUGCCCCCCAGCCCUUCCCCCGCCCCCAGCCUGUGGAAGCACACCUGCUUCGCCCUGCUGCCCAUGCACAUGUCAGACACGGAGGCAGCCUCACACUAAUCCUCAGCUUAGCACAGAGCUAGAGAGAUUUCUGGAACUUCCACCUGACAAUCUCCAUUUCUGGGGUUUAUCUGUUCCAACUCCUGCCUCCCAGUGAGGCAUCUUUGACUGUUUCUUCUGCUUUUCAGUUCCUUUUCCCCUGGUGUUCUAUUUUCCUUUGAGUGUAAAGACUCACAAGUGACCUGCUAUUGAGAGAGCCAGAGGGUCAGGAAUCCAGGGACACGGGAGAGUUGGGUCACUGAGGAAACAGGAUGGGCUGAACAUCCAGAAAAGUGCCAUGUAGCACUGGGCACCCUAAGUUGGGGGGAAGCGGCUCUCAGCAGCAAGGGAUUAUAGUGGCUUUUCUACUGGAGCCAGGUCUCUAGGAGGGCAAUGGAUAGGGCUGAAGCAGGUGUCCGGAAGCAGGCAGGCUCCGUCCAGGAGGCAGCCCCUUCCAGGUACCUCUCGUACCUCGUGGUAACUUUGCCUUAGAAUUUACACAUCCUCCACAGCCAAGCACUGCCACAGGGCAGCCCCUAUGGCCACGUGUGCUCCGGGGCCUGGGAAAGACAGGCACAGUCCAGCAGUAGCCAGCCAUCAUGGUGCUGCCUCCCCACCCACAGCUUCUAGAUGUGCCUUUUGGCUGAACUCUAGGAAACUGCAGAAGUUGGGGAGGAAUGAGGAGUCCCAGGCACCUGCCUCUCUUGGGACUGGGCUUUGCUGGGGACAUUGUCGAGUAGAGGAUCAGCAGGUUCUAUUCCCAACCAUGAGACCCAUUUGUCCGUACCAGGAAGGAAUAAGAGGUAUACUGAAAGCGCAGUUUCCUCCCAUCCGAGCAGUAGCUGCCAGCACAUGGCAGUUGGCCUGAGAGAGCAAACCCUCCCGGGCUGCAGGGGCUUGAGCACUGUUUUCUGGCUCUCCUGUGUGGCAGAGAGUAGAGUCUAGGCCCUCAGAAUUAGAGAAACCGCUCCCUUAGCUUGCACUCAGGGCUGAGUUUUAAAGAAGGGUCUGCUGGCCCUAAAGCUAUAUCAUUGGCUUAGUGAGAGGCAGGGCCCUUUCUCAUCUAGUUUACACCUGUUGCCCAGUCUUGGGCAGAACGGUACACAUUCUGUGCACAUGAGAGGAAAGAAAAGCCUAAGGGGAGGGAAAUGAUUCUGACCACGUAGCUGUUAGUGGCUUAGCAAGGAGCCCUGCUCCCUGGGACCGGAGGUGAAGGAACACAAUGGAGUCUAAAGAGCCCAGCCUGUGACCAUCCCUGGUAUCUCUGCUCAGCACUCUGGCGUGUGGCAUGGAAGGCUUAUGCUUCCAAAGCCACUGAUGAUGGUGAACUGGAGGCCCAGCUAGAGCUAGCUACAGCUAAAAGUGGGUGCCUCCCACCUCCCCUAAACGAGAUGUUGGCUUCUCGGCAUCAGGUAGCUACCACAGCCCCCAGGCUUGCUUAGGUGAUCCUGAGAAUAGGAAGGCUGGGGGCGCUGAGAAAUGCAAAAGGCUCAGAAUAUUUAUAAAUCCCACCCCCAGGGUGGGGAGGGGCAGGUACCAGACACAGAAGCAGCUGCACUAAGGAAACAGCCCAUGGGUUCUCCUAAGUCAGGCUGCGCAGCCCAGGACCCCUGGCCACUGCGCCCAGCAGGACAGGCUGUGCCAACAGGAGCCCAGCACCCAGUCUGCAGGAAUCCCAGUGUGCCUGUCCCUGCUGGCAAUGGCUGUUGGCUGCCAGUUUUUGCUGAUACAGGUAGGAUGGGAAUCUUCAUUAAUAUUUGACUUUAAGAAGUUGGUAAGGAUAUAUUUUUUUUGUCUGUUCUGUUUCAACUUAUGUAGAUUAUUAUAAAUUGAUGUAAACCACGUGAGAGGAAAAUGUUAAUAAAAAAAUGCAAAGCCCCAACAUUUGCACACAA